Haplochromis burtoni (Burton's mouthbrooder) is the source of this 2509-nucleotide messenger RNA. RefSeq names its product ceramide kinase family protein. Bases 290 to 2050 code for a protein of 586 amino acids. Gene Ontology annotation, molecular function: kinase activity. The record is from RefSeq and is a predicted model, not a curated record. The transcript has 13 exons. Lineage: Eukaryota; Metazoa; Chordata; Actinopteri; Cichliformes; Cichlidae.
CCAGGUAAACACCUGGCAUCCAAUCAGCAGCGAAACAUGCAAAUCGAGCAGGUAUCAGAAGAGCAGGGUGCAGAUAGGAAAUGGGUAUUUUCAGAAUAACGCCCGUGUAUCGGGCGGUGACUUCAGCAUUUUAAAGGAAUAAUACUCUGAGCCUGUAUUCAGAAACUGAGUUCAGAUCGCCGGUGUCUGCACUUCUCAGGCAUGCAAACACCAUGGGCAUAAAGUGUGAUCAGGAACGCGUUUUGGCAUACGGGAAAGACUGACUCUGUGACUGAGAGCGCUUUUCCAGAUGGAGACUGACCUGAGGUUGGAGUCAAGUUUGUGGAUCGGAAAUAAAAGAUAUCGGGCCGUCCUCACAGGUUGGCAUUUGAAAUGGACUGAGGCGGAUAAAAAGAAUGGUGACAAGAAAACAGUUUCAGUACCUGUGGCAGAGGUGGUUGGAGUGGAGAACGGUCGGGUGGAGAUCUUGCCCCAGAAGUCAGUUGAAGACACAGACAAAGAUUUCACAGUUUUCUACAUCAAGCGUAGCAGGAGUAGAAGCACUUAUGGGUUGUUGUGGAGCCUGGGCCGGACCCAGUUCAGCUGCCCCAGUCGGGUCCUCAGAGACCAGUGGACAAAUCACCUAAGGACUGCCCUCAAAACUCACAGUCCUUUGCGUCCACAUAGACUGUUGGUGUUCAUCAACCCAUUUGGAGGAAAAAAGAAAGGAAGAGAGAUCUACCAUUCACUUGUUGCCCCUCUGUUUGAGCUGGCUGGGAUCAGCUCUCAUGUUAUAGUGACUGAACGGGCUAACCAGGCCAGAGACCACCUCUUGAAGAAAGAUCUGACAGGCUUUGAUGGUGUGGUCUGUGUGGGUGGCGAUGGCAUGUUCAGUGAAGUACUUCAUGGUUUGAUUGGGCGGACACAACAAGAGGCAGGUCUUUGUGAGACUGAUCCCGCUGUCACAUUGCAGCCAUGCCCACUUCAUAUUGGCAUCAUCCCUGCAGGUUCCACAGACUGUGUGUGUUAUGCCACAGUGGGGGUUAUUGAUCCUGUUUCUUCAGCUUUGCACAUCAUUAUUGGAGACUCUCAGCCAUUAGACGUGUGUUCAGUUCACCAUGCUUCCACCCUGGUACGCUACUCAGUAUCUCUGGUGGGCUAUGGCUUCUAUGGAGACGUACUGGCUGAGAGUGAAAAACACCGCUGGAUGGGACCUCUCAGAUACGACUAUUCAGGUACAGUUGUGUACCUGAGCAACAGAAGCUAUGCGGGCAUAGUUCAGUAUCUACCAGCAGACCCACUGCUCUCCAGCCCUAAGGAUAAAACGCGCUGCCUCUCAGGGUGCAAUGUGUGCUCCAGAAGUACAGAGCGACUAUUCCCACACACUUCUGAUUCAGGCUCCCUGUACAGCUCCCACUUCAGCCAGUACAGCAGUGACUCUGAAGGUGAAUGGGUGAGUGUGGAGGGCAGGUUCAGGUGUGUAUCGAUCACUUGUAUGUCCAGCUCAUGUGCCAGGAGCCCAUUAGGUCUCUCUCCGUCUGCUCAUCUGGCAGACGGAACAGGGGAUCUCAUCCUAGUAUGGGACACUCACCCACUGAGCUUCCUCAAGUUCCUCUACAGACACACAAGCACACAGGACCAGUUUGACCUGCCGUUUGUGGAGGUCCAUCGAGUGAAGGCCGUCCGUUUCUCUCUCCCAGAUGGCAGAGAAGAGGUGCACGAAGGAAUCGGAGAGCUGAAUCGCGCAAUAGGUGGCGAAGAGCGAGAAUACGUGGACACUGUAAGCAGAAAUGGAUCUCAGCAGCAAUUGGCACAGAGUGUGGUGGAGCGAGAGACUAUGAACGAGCACAAAACAGUGGCUCCCAUCCUGUGUGGUCUGUGCUGCAAAAAGACUCCAGCUGUGUCCGUGUGGAACUGUGAUGGAGAGAUUCUGCCUUUCACUGAGAUCUUCUGCAGGAUCCACGGUCAGCUGGUACGUCUGUACGCCAGGGGCAUUGAGGACGGAGCAGCCAUGCAGAACUGCAGCCAGGAGAGUGACAAGAAUAAAAGUAGAUGCAUCACAUACAAAUAGUCUGAAGAAUGGAGUGCUUGCAUCGUGGGACUGAUUUGUGAAUUUAUUAAAAAAAUAAAAAGCCAGACUUGCUUUCUGUGAUUGCCAAAAAGUUCCUUUUAUUUCAGGUACUUCUAUGGAUUAUCUUCAUUGUAAUAAUGAUGAAGACUAUUUAUUCUUAAAUGUGCAUGUGUGUGUUAGUUGACUACCGCUUGCUAAUUUUGGGGGCUUUUUUUCUCAGUAAACUACAUUAAUUUAUACAGUAUGCGGCAAGUGAGCAGCUUGUGGUCUGAAUUUUAUUUAUGUGCACAAGUUUUCAGAGAAUAGAGUCAUGGGAAAUGCAAACAGAACUUGAAAGACAAAAUCUUUGUGCAAUGACUUUUUAUUGCUUGACUUUUUAUUGCUUGAUUGUUCAGCAGCAGUGCAGAUUGUAUAUCCAGCUGAAUAAAAGGUGAAUGAUUACUGGUUCUACAUUAUCAG